Gymnodraco acuticeps is the source of this 5495-nucleotide messenger RNA. RefSeq names its product retinal homeobox protein Rx2-like. The transcript has 4 exons. Lineage: Eukaryota; Metazoa; Chordata; Actinopteri; Perciformes; Bathydraconidae. The coding region runs from base 399 to 1364 and encodes 321 amino acids. Gene Ontology annotation, molecular function: RNA polymerase II cis-regulatory region sequence-specific DNA binding; DNA-binding transcription factor activity, RNA polymerase II-specific. Gene Ontology annotation, biological process: positive regulation of transcription by RNA polymerase II. The record is from RefSeq and is a predicted model, not a curated record.
CGCAGGCUUUGGUGUCUUGUGUGGUUAAGGGGAGUUUUGUCAGGAGAGAAAGACAUUACAUGUGCUUGUUGCACAGGGCUCCAACGGUAGGUCCUUUGCUCACUUGUGUGCAGGGGAUUUCAAGGACUUAACUGCCAAGCGCCUACAGUAGAUAUUGUUAGUGUCAUUUGUCUAUGGACUACAGAGACACCAUGUCUGUAGCGUAGUCGAUGGUAGGAUUCUGAAAGAAGACAAAGAUGUGAGUUUGUUAUGCUUUUGUGUAAACAAUACAAUCAGCCUCACCGAAGGAUACAGCCCUCACGCUUCGCACAAGUCUGCUCCAUCACAGCACAACAACUCUGUACAACUGCUCUGCUUUUUCUAACUUGGAAAGCAACAUAGUGUCUCAAAAGGCUCGGAUGCAUUUGUCAAUGGAUACGCUCGGAAUUGUGGACGAUAGUUGCCUGGACAACUAUGACAUGGCCAAAGGUGCUGGAUCAAGCAAUGGUGGCAGGGUCCACAGUAUUGAUGUCAUACUGGGAUUCACUAAAGACCAGGACCCUUUACUCCAUUCUGUAGGUGAUGAUGGCCAAAAAGCCAAUGGAGAAAACCCACAGCAUCCUCAGAAGCAGAUCCCGUCGGACCCCUAUAGGCACCUUUCAGAAUUGGGUGACAGCUCCCAAAACUCUUCCUACCAUGAAUCAGACAUUUUCUCCGCUGACAAAUGUGAUGAAGAAAUGAGCAGUCUGCAGAAGGAAGUGGAUGUUGCUGAAGAGGCCAUUACAGAGGAAGAGCGCACUAAAAAGAAACACAGAAGAAACCGUACUACCUUCACCACCUAUCAGCUUCAUGAGCUGGAGCGAGCAUUCGAGAAGUCCCACUACCCAGACGUCUAUAGUCGGGAGGAGUUGGCAAUGAAGGUUAACUUGCCAGAGGUUCGAGUUCAGGUGUGGUUCCAAAACCGGAGAGCCAAGUGGAGACGACAAGAAAAGAUGGAUACUAGCACCAUGAAGCUUCACGACUCACCCAUGCUAUCCUUCAAUCGUCCUCCGAUGCCUCCCAGUGUGGGGCCAAUGUCCAACCCGAUGCCCCUAGAUCCCUGGCUGACCUCACCCAUGUCCAGUGCCACACCCAUGCAUACCAUCCCAGGGUUCAUGGGUUCACCGCAGGGCCUGCAGCAGGCCUAUUCAAGUCACAGCUUCCUCAACACCCCACCUGGUAUGGUCCAAGGUAUGCAGCCAAUGGGCCCUCCCCCCUACCAGUGCCCGCCCAGCUUCAACGAUAAAUACCCGAUGGAGGACGAAAGGAGUUCCAGCAUCGCAGCACUCAGGAUGAAGGCCAAAGAGCACCUUCAGUCAAUGGAUAAAACCUGGCAGCACAUGUGAGGCACUUUGGAAGGAUUUUUGAGCUGUUUCCCGUGAAUGUUUACAAACUUAUUUUUCACUGAUUAUUUCCUGUAUCUACGUAUGACGACGAUACAUGGCACCAAAUGAGUCAGACAUAAUUUCACUGAUGCUAAUAAGCAACUCUAAAAAAAAGAAAUCAUGAUUGAUUCUCUGGGGGCCCUUUUUUGAUUUAGCUCGAAGGUUUUUGGAAAUGACUCUUAUUUAGAGAAAAUCCUCAAUAUGAAUGUUUUUACACUUUGGUUUGAACAUUUUACUGCUCUCCUGAGAGAAUAUCUUUGUGGAGAUAACUGAGCUCUGUGCUUUGGGCAUUUUCUGGUAUCUAGAUCCUAGAACUAGACAAUUGUAGUAUACAGAUGGAUGGUUCAAAGAGGGGUUUCUCUGUGUAUAUCUUUCGGUUGGGUUUUCUCCAUGAUAUUCAAACUAUUUUAAAAAAAAAGUCUAUAGGCUGUCCAGCAUAUUCUACUAUAUUUUCAGCUCAUUUGAAAGUUGGCAGACAAUUUUAUUCAAAGCAAUUCUCCCACUUAAUUCUAUUAAGCGAUAUGCGUGUGUGUGAUUUAAAUCAUUAAACUGGCCUUUUGAAGAGCAUUGAGCCCUGAUGGGGUAGGUUAUCGGAAGUCACAGAGCGUAAUCUGGCUCAGAAGCUAAUUUAGACAGACAAGCAUACCUCUUAACACCUAAUUACUGCUUUUAAAGCGAUUAACCCCGGAUUCUCAGCCAUAGACAAAAUGCCCUCAGUUGCCCCUGAAAAAAACUUUUUCAAGACCUGAUUAUCUUUGCCCCUCCCCUUCCCUCAAACUUGACAAUUUAUAUAUUUACUGAUACGGCACAACAUAUUGAUGUUGUUUUUUGUUAUGCCCUGUCUUAAUGUUCAUCUUAUUUGUAAAGGAGGCUUUUCAUUGCAUUGUUGACAAAAUAUUCCCUAAAGACAGGUGGAUUAUGAGUGAGAGAGUUAAUAGGUGCUGGCAGCCUCUCUUACCAUUGGAUGUAGCAUUGUUUUAUAUAACUGUUGGACCACAACAAGAAGGAAAUUACGUUACAUUAACCUUUAUCAGAGACGUAAUGAUAAUAUUGCUUGUGUGUUUUACACAGUACAGUAUGUUGGCAUUUGGUGUGUGUGCAUUGAAAUAAAGCAAAAAGGUGCUUUACUAGUAAAUAAUUUCCUCCUGCUUUGGAAAGGCAAUAAAAACAUGCAAUUAAAUGGAAUCAAUGGAAGAACGACUUGUAAUGCAUUUUACCAAUGCUGUCCACUAUUUGGAAAAAUAAGGUGCCAUCAAGUUUUAUCUAGUGCUGGCAAUGAAAAUAUGUGUACACCACAAUGAAGUGUAAGGAAAAGUCCUCCUUUAAAUCACUCUAAAACAUAAUGUGUCCAUCAUGGCCUUUAGAAAUGGCAACACCCACAUUGUCAGUUUUAUAGGUUUUGUUUUUUAUAUUGUUACAAUCCCUGUUGACAACAGUGGACUAAAAGGCCAAAGACGACAUUAAUAAAUGUGAGGAUGUUUAUUAUGUUUAAAAAAAAAAUUUCAUCAGUUAAGUAUUUUCUAGUACUUUUGAGUUUAAAGAAUGUGUUUUUCAUUUAACAUGUGCAAAAUACAGAAUAAAGUUACUGUAGCACCACUGUAGAAUAACGUUGAUGGUGGAUCUUGUAUUUCUUUCUACGCAUGCAUUAAUGAGCCACCAACAUGACUUAGUGCCGUUAAUGAGCGCUGGUGUACAAAAGGCCAUGUAAGCUGUGACAGAACGAGCUGGCCUGAUGGAGGCCUGUUGUGUUCGUCCAAGCCUGUGGAGCUUUGCCAGGCCGUUAGGCAGAUGAAGCUCCACUUCAUCAGGCCCAACCAGGGGUGUCAGGAGGCCCCGCCCGCUAGGCUGCAGAGGCCACAAGGGCUCGAGUUCUAAUUGCCCUCCGGUAGCGUGUGUUCAGCUGCACUAAUUUAUUUUGGAUGGCAGUUUGUAAAAAGGACUGUUUUGCAUCCCAGCACUUUUCAACAAUGUAGCACCCAGUCAACCUAAACGAAAAAGCCAACAUCAGGGUGGGAGAUUUUUUAAUUCAUAAAUAAAUAAAUGCUUGUGUCAACUCACAAAAUGGCUUAAUGAAGUGUUCAUGGGUCUGCAUAUUCAAAGGAACAAUGGUGUGCAAGGAUUUGUUUAUUUUAUUUGAAAAUAUAUAUUUCAUGUUAAAUAUAUAUAAGGAAUACUCUUGGCUUAGUAGAGACUCAGAUAGAUAAUAAUAAAAACAAUUAAACCUAGGUUUUACCAAAUUAUAUAGGCCUCUUAGCAUCUCUGCAUUAUAACAAUAAUGGAGCCACAAUAGCUAGGUAGGGAAUUUGCAUAAUAUAUUAGUGGUAAGUAUGAAGAUGAAAAAACUUAAAGUGAAUACACUAUAUUACGUGACAAUCCUUUCUCACCACACCUUUGUCAGAAAGACUUAAUGUUGCAACACCCAGAAUUUGCUAGAGACACUUUCAGAACUAGUGUUUAAUUACGCACAUUAUUAUGUUAUUUUGCUUGGCCAAGCGUGACCUUUGCUGGGGCCCGGGCUCUAGUUAACAGGCUGACUAGCGGGACAGGGUCCACGGUGGAAAUAAUAAGGGUAAGGAGCGGAAUUAAUUGGGUUUGAUUAAGAACACUUUUCAAAGGACACCAUUUUCCCCCGUUGACAUAAUUGGGGAUCAUUUAGAGGGUGGGGGGAUUUUGUUGGCUGGCGCCAGUUACUCGUCUUCGCCCCAGUGUUCCCUCUAGAAAAAAGGACAUGUCACUCAUAAAGCACCUCCUUCCUCGUCUGUCUUGUGCAUAACAUGCAUCGGCACACAUGUUAACCUUUUCGUUUUGCCAAUCAUUGCAUUGACUACCAUUCAGUCUCUUACUUUGUGUGUUCAGCAUGUUUCAGCAAAGAUCUCCGUUAGAUCCAAAGUUGCAGUUAAAACAUUGGGAGAUUUUGUGCAUUUUUUUUCUCUGAUUCUUGCUUAGUUUGGUCUUUUGAUCUGGCAACUGUAGUGUUUGAAAGGGGGUACCCAACGCAACCCUUUAUUUUCUGUUCUACAUGCUUGCCCACACAGCCUGAAUGCACAGCUUGAUUUGAUUCUUAGCAACAUCAAGCAAGCAAUGCAUUGCUUUAGAAAAGUACCUCCUAUUGUCUAGUGGUUAGGGUUAAAACAUAACUAACAUGAUGAAUUAGAAUUUGUUGCUGUAAAGUUUUGCAACGACUAGUUAUUUUCUCUUCACCUUUCACCAAUGGGAGAUACCUGCAUUCCAGUGCUGAUCUGAUUGUAGAGUUUAUGGUGGUUGGCUUCCUUUCUUACUGUAGGUGUUUGGGCUUUAUGGAUUCAUCUCUUGUCUUAACCUGUAUACAAAAUAAGCGUCAGUAUUAUCAUCUCUUUUAUUUAAUAAAAAAAAAGGCAGCAAGAUCAAAUAGGAGACCCUUACUUUUCCUUGUAUCACAUAGCGGGAUUGACAUGAUGGAAUGGCAAUAGAAACAUGUCCAACUUGCCAGCUCUGUCCUCAGUAGAUGUGUCCAUAUAGUUUGAAGCCACCAAGCUGCGUCAAAUGUUGUGCAUACAGGCAUGGAGAUGAAUUGAUUGCACUCGCUUAGUGUGGAAAUUAAUCAGUCUGACAAUGCUGUUGACCAUUGUUGUUGUUUAUUCAGUUUUAGUUGAGACUUCUAGAGAGAUGUACACAUUAGGUUUUUUAAUGUGCUUUUCAAGGACCAAUUUUGGAUCAAUAGUGAAUACUGGAAUCAUCUACCUGCACUGCAGAGUUGUGGGGUAUCACUUUUCCAUUGUCCCUCUCAGAACUCAGCUCUAAGAACCCCCCCUCUCCUGGAGAACUUGAAAUGUUUUGGCUCUAUGAAACCUGAUAUGAUUAUGUACUUAUAUGAUUCUGUCUUCUUCAAGUUUGUAUUUUCUUGGUCGAAUGCACUUAUUGUAAGUCCCUUUGGAUAAAAGCGUCAGCUAAAUGCAAUGCAACAAAAUAAAUGUAAUUUAUGCGUGAUAAAAAAUAAAAAAAAGUAUCAGUUUUUGAUAGUAAUGCAAUGACUUACCAACAAUUGAUACUUUUCCAAGUGAAGCAACAGUGUGGUUGUGAACAGUUUGUAAUAAACAUUUAAUUGAUCUGCAA